AAGCACAGAAUUAGAAAGCACAUAUGUUUAUAGCAAUUUUAUCAUAGAUUAUUUUCCCCGAUUUUGAAAUUUUAAUUCCAAUCAAAUAAUCAGUAGACCCUAUAUAUACUUGCCAACUUGCAUAACAAAUUUAUCUGGUAGGCUGCCUUAGUUUAUUCAAUACAAAUCAGACUUGAUGGUAAAAGUUGAUCAUGUUUGUUCUAGACAAAAUUCUAUAUGUUUUUUCCAGCACUAAACCAUCAACAACAAUAAGACUUGGGACUAUGACGAUUAGUCUACCACUUUGCUGUUAUAUAAAUUUAGUUGUAGGGUCUAUACUUAUGUUUUCUGUAUCAUCUGUAGACAUAGUAUAUUACUAACAUUGUUUGACAUGUGAUGAAUUAUUUGUUUUUUUCUAUCCAGUGCGAUUCUCGCACUGGCGUUCACUCAGGUUUUCGCGAUUAGUCUCUUUUUAGUCGCUCGGCAUCUAUCAGACAUGUGGCCUUGUUUAAAGGCUAAUCAUGUAUAGACUUGGAAAUAUCUAUGGCAGCGGAAAAUCAGACUAACUUGAGAUUUUAGAACUCGUUCGUUUCGAUAAUAUGGCCCGGCCCCUGCACUUCCCAAGCAGUUCUUUGUGAUGCUGCAAAUCAUUAUCAAUAUCAAGGCCAUAUUUUCAUUACUCACUUGGCAUUGCAUGCUGCGGGAUCAACGGGAGGCUUUCUGCAGACGAUCAUGUUUCUCUGGUCCAGUGGAAGUGAUGUAUCGGAAACGGGUCUGAUCUAGCCUCUAAGUGUGACUGCUUCUUCAAGUGACAAGGCAACCCAUCUACAAACAAUGCAGCAGAACACCAGUGUCACUUCAAAGUCAAAUACAGGUGUCAACGAAGGUACGAUGACGGACCUGACUUGGAUUGAAUUACCGAGAAAGCUAGUACAAUCCAAGGAUGCCUCCACUCAGUGGGAGAAGCAGCCACCUACUCACUCCACUCAGACUGCUUCUACCUCUUCUACACAAGAUCUUGAUAAACCAUCAUGUGGUGAUGACGGUGAAUUGGAACAGGAUGGUCUUGGUUGGUGCUUAGAGGACACCCCUGCAGUGCAAGAGGAUGAGUUCAUGGAUUCCAGUGAACCUUCUGAUGUACAUAUUGGUGGGUCAAACAUUGUAGCAUGGUCUAAAGGCGAUGUGGAGGAAACCACUGUGGCUGAAUCUCAGGAAAGAGAACGAAGCAACACACCCAUCCUGAGAAGAAUCAAGGAAGAGAUGAUUGACGAGUUUGAAGAAGGAGAUUACCAGACCCUAUAUGUGAAGGAAGAAUACUUGGAAGAUGAUUGUCAAGAUGAUGAUUAUGCACAUGUGCAUUUGACAUCAGGUGGACAUCCAAGAUUGGAGGCUGAAAGUCCAAGAUCAACCCAGCAAACCAACAGCGACAGAGCUCCAAGGCAAAAUGGUGGACCAUGGAUCGGUUCAAAAAAAAUGUAUGGACUGAAAUUCCAUGUGACUCAGGGGAACACCAAGGUAGAAUGUGCCAUCAAUUCACCCUCCGAAACUGUCAAAGGUGAGAACUUAAAAGAGGCAAUUUGUCACAAGCUUCAAGUUUCAUUGGAUGCACAUUCGUUGCAAUACUUUGAUAAAUCCUGGCAAGACUGGGUCGACAUUGCACCUUUAAUGGCUCUGAUAGGGGGGCUGCAACUCCGAGUUAUUCAAACGAGUCUUGGGGAUGAGUUAAGCCAUCAGAUUCCAACCACUAACAGUCAGAACAAUCACAGGCUCAAAUACCUUGUGGCGCUCGGAAACAAUAAGCAGGUACUCACUGUUGAUUCACCCGAGAGUACCGCAUCUGGGGCAGCAGUCAAAGAGGCAGUGCGUAGCAUGCUUCAUGAUUUAGCGGAUGGACUACUGUUGCAGUAUUUUGAUAAAGAUUGGCAAGAUUGGAUCGAUGUCGAACUGUCUAUGAUGUUGGAAGGAAGGAUGCGACUCAACUUCAUUCAAACAAAUCUUAGGGCAGAGUUGAGCCAUCAGACUUCAACCAGUAACAGUCAGAACAAACACAGGCUCAAAUACCUUGUGGCGCUGGGAAACAAUAAGCAGGUGCUCACCAUCGAUUCACCCAAGAGUACCGCAUCUGGUGCAGCAGUCAAAGAGGCAGUGUGUGGCAUGCUUCGUGACUUAGCGGAUGGACUAAUGUUGCAGUAUUUUGAUGAAGGUUGGCAAGAUUGGAUCGAUGUUGAACCGUCUAUGAUGUUGGGAGGAAGGAUGCGACUCAACGUCCUUCAAGCAAGUCAUAAGUCACUAUCUGACCUUAGAUGCUGAUAUUUCCCCAAGAGGUAUUGUGUAUGCUUGAGGGUUAAGCAGAUGGAAGUCAGUUGCAAUACUUUGAUGCAGUAUGUUUCACAAAGUCACAAAAUGCACAGAAUAGAAACUAUGUGGCAUUGGGAAACUCUUAAAAAUCUAAACAUUGAUUUACCAAAAAACACCACUUCUGGUGCUACAGUCAAGGAGACAGUGAGUAGCAUGCCUCAUGAUUCAGCGGAUGGACUUCUGUUGUAAUAUUUCAAUGAAGACUCUAUUGUUGUAAAUGUGUAUGUACAUGUAAAUUGUUGUAAGUGAUUGUAAUUGAUUUGUAAUGUUUUGCUGGAAAUAGAAAUAAAAUUGAAUUGAAUUGAAUUGAAGAUUGGAUGUUGAACCAUCUUUGAUAUGAUGUGAGGAUGAUACUUGAUGUUACUCAAAGAAUUCUUCGGUCACUAUCCUCAACAUUCUGGAUAAUGCGCACUGUUGGAAAAUUUGAAAGGACUGUGAGGGAGAGGGAGGGUGUAGAUGGAGUAUGCUUAAUCCUUAAUGGUAUUCAGAAUCUCACUUCUUUACCAACAAUAGUUUUUAAAAAAAAACAGGUUGUACGUAAUUUAUUUAUGUUUAAUGCCUGUGGUACUUACUGUCUAAGUAUGAGAUGAAAGUCUAGUGCAAAAUCUAGAAAGUUAAGGAUUGGAUAGACGUUGAUGAAUUCACAUACACAGAUUUUUCUUACGAGUCCUUACGGAUCGCACAAAUUCACGGAUCUUUCACGGGUCCUUACGAGUUGGCCAUUUUACAAUGGAUUUAAGAGUUGUUACGAGCCAUUUACGGUUCAUUACGGAUUAUUAUGAGUUAUAACGAUGUUUGUACGGCAAAAUUCUACGAUUUGUUUAGAGUUGUCAUGGAUAACUACGAGCAAUUAACGUGUUAGUUACCAUCUGUUUACGUGUUGUUACGUGUUGUUACGAGUAUUUACGACUCCUUACGAUUUUUAGCCAAGAACUGAAAAUGAAGUGUUAGAAUUUGCAGCUUUUAUACCUUUCCCGAAAUCGUAAACAACUCGUAAGAAUACAUAAAAUAUACGUAUCUAUUCGUAAAGUACUUGUAACUACACUUAAAAUGCUCGUAAUAACCUAUACCAAUCCGUAAAUGUAUUGUAACACGACCUUUAUAAAAUCUUAAACAACACGUAAGCUCUCGUAAACUAACCGUAACAAAUCCUUAGUUUUUGCUACAAGUCAUAUAUGAAUUCUUGCAAGCAGUUUACGGAUAGUUUCGCGUUGUUGCAAGCGGUUUAUGAUACUUACAGAUUGUUACGAGCUAUUUACGGAAAAAUCAAUCCGUUGGCAAUCAUAAGAUUUUUGACAUGUCAACAAAUUUGCCCCUCCUUUCACGGAUCCUAAAGAAUGUCUGUGAGUUGUGACAAGUUAUUUACGGGGGAUAACAAAGUGUAGUAAAGCGUAUUAAGCGCUUUUGGAAUGCAAAAUCAUAACGGGUGGUGAUAUUGAUGAAUUAAAAAUUGUACUUUCAGUUUAAUAUCUGAAUGAUAGUUUCAUUAAUAGAAAAGCCUUAUCAAGGUAUUGGAGGUACUAGUAAACAGCCAUAUCUUGAUGAUAUGGUUCUACAAUAUAUUUGUCAUUGUCAGCAAGUAUGCAUUUUGUGUUUUAGAUGUGACGCUGCACACUUCUAUUUUUCGCUAUGCUAAAAUUGCUUUGUUUAUCUGUUCUUACUUUUUUUCCAUUGUACCUUGACCAUAUUAUUAUGUGCAUAUUAUCUAGGUUUAGAAAAUGUACAUAUUUUUUACAUAUUAAUUUACAUAUUAAUAUCAAAAAAGACUUUUGAUGACCUUUUUUAAGUCAGCAUGUCACACAUAACACAGUAUUGGUUAGAGGGGUGUGGCAUGGGCAUGGCAGGAGUACAUAUCAGUGACGGAAUUGAGUUAGAAUGGGAAACAGAAUCUGGGAGCCUGACAGAAAUCUGGGAGGAUAAAACCUGAUAUAAAUAUAAUAAUGAUGACAGAUAUUCUGUAAAGUUUCCCGGAAUUCCAAAUGUUUACACCUCGUAUAAUCAAUUACAUGAGCCACUGGUUUGCCAUUCCACACCAGUGCCAUGCCUUCUUCACUCAAAGCAGCAAUUUAUGAAACCUGCCUACUAAAAUCUAUCAAUAUGUUGCCAAAUAUUUAUCAUUAUUUUUUUCUCGUAUUCAUGAUAAUGUUAUUUUCUGAAACUAGAGUUUGUACGCUUUACAAUGAGUAUUUACAUGUACAUUGAAGUUAUUAUUACAGCCAUAUUUUCAUGUUAGCUAGUAUUAAAUAAGGUGCUUUAUGAACUAUGUUUUUUAUUUCAAUGUUGGUAUAAUUAUGUUGAGGCAUCUUGUUGGAUGUUGAAAAUAUAUGUUAAAUUUGUUUAACCAUU
This is a messenger RNA of Strongylocentrotus purpuratus (purple sea urchin), 4683 nucleotides long. RefSeq lists its product as uncharacterized. Lineage: Eukaryota; Metazoa; Echinodermata; Echinoidea; Camarodonta; Strongylocentrotidae. The transcript has 7 exons. Bases 814 to 2289 code for a protein of 491 amino acids. The record is from RefSeq and is a predicted model, not a curated record.